Messenger RNA from Ciona intestinalis (vase tunicate), 1035 nucleotides. RefSeq names its product phosphoglycerate mutase 1-like. Gene Ontology annotation, molecular function: intramolecular phosphotransferase activity. Gene Ontology annotation, biological process: glycolytic process. Lineage: Eukaryota; Metazoa; Chordata; Ascidiacea; Phlebobranchia; Cionidae. The record is from RefSeq and is a predicted model, not a curated record.
ACUUACUCAACAAGUAAUAGCGUUUGCGUGUUGCAUAAGGCAUUUCAGCUCCGUAGGUUGUACGUUUGGUAGCAGUUUUAAAUCAAAAUGACUGAAUAUACUGUAGUAAUGGUUCGUCAUGGAGAAAGCGAAUGGAACAAGGCAAAUAAGUUCUGCGGUUGGUUCAACGCUGAUUUAAGUCCAAAGGGAAAAGAAGAGGCCAAUGCUGCUGGUAAAGCUUUGAAAGACAGUGGGUAUUCAUUUGAUCUUGCUUAUACCUCUGUACUAACUCGAGCCAAUGAGACACUUGAUGCUAUUUUGGGCGAAUUGGGCCAGAAGAGCAUUCCGAUUAAGAAAAGCUGGAGGUUAAAUGAAAGACAUUAUGGUGGUUUAACUGGGUUGAACAAAGCUGAAACGGCUAAAAAGUAUGGAGACGCUCAGGUUCUGACUUGGCGCAGAAGUUUUGACGUUCCCCCUCCUCAAAUGGGGAGUGACCAUGAGUAUUAUGACAUCAUAAACAAAGAUGAGAGGUACAAAGAUGUCAGUUCAGAAGAUAUGCCAAGUUGUGAAAGUUUGGAACUUACUAUAAAAAGAGCAUUGCCAUACUGGAGUGAGGAAAUUGUACCAAAUAUCAAAGCAGGAAAGAAGAUUAUUAUCGCAGCUCAUGGAAAUAGUCUUCGAGGGAUUGUUAAAUAUUUAGAUGAAAUAUCAGACAAAGAUAUCAUGGAACUGAAUUUGCCAACUGGAAUUCCAUUUUAUUAUAAGCUGGAUGAAAACAUGAAACCCAUUGUGUCUAUGCAGUUUCUUGGAGAUGCAGAAACCGUUGCAAAAGCUAUGGCAGCAGUAGCUGCACAAGGAAAAUCAAAAUAGUUGCACGUUUGGAUUGAAAUUCUCUCUUUGAUGGCGCUUUUUAUCUUUUAAAGUUUUGUUGUUUUUUUAUUUAGCUAGUUCCACAAAAGUUUUAAGUGUUAAAAUAUGUACUGUGAUGUUGCAUGUGUCAAAGCUGUGUCUGCCAAUUUCUCAAAUAAAUAAACAGGUUCUGUUAUCAAGAGGGUA